AACGCGCAACAGCGGUAGUGGGUUGCUGGCGGGCUGCCGACGGAAUUUCCGCAGCGUUUCCGCGGUCGCUUCAGGCACCUGUUGCUUUGUUUUAAUAAGUUUUCAAACUUGCAAAGUUCGAGCUCAUUUCCCAGUGACAGCUUCUGCGGACUUCAGGAGCCAUUUCAGUUACUUAUCUCUUCAGGUUACGACGCACAGCAGGGAUGUCCCUACGUAGCCUAUCAAAAGUUGCAUGCGGAGGCAGAAACCUGCCAUGCACCACAUCAUAGCGCUGGAAAUCUGUUCCGUUUCUAUUGGUGCAUUGAUGCCUGACAGGCCGAUUAUGGCUUACCCGCGACUCCCCGAGCCGAGCUCUACCGAGCUCGCACCAAACGACUUCCAAGACAUUCCGAUCAGUGCAGUCGGUCUGAAGUGUCGUGCCAUACUUGCCAUGCGCCUUGAUGUGCCACAGCUGCUUCUGGGGCCGUCAGGACAUCGUGAUUGGCGAGGGUUGGCACUGCUGGUGGGCCUUAGCUGUGACGAGGUGGAGCUGCUGAAGGAACAAGGAAAAAGCCCCACAGCAUCUCUCCUGGAACAGUGGGAUGCACGGUCGGGCCAGCACCUGGCAACUGUCGGCCGGCUUAUGCAGCACCUUAUGUGCCUUGAGAGAUACGACGUUAUUGAAGACACCAGAGCAGAGCUGCGUCAAGACAUAGAAUUCCACCGAAAAAAGCAAUCUGGUGGCCAUUCAGAUCUUGUUCAAGGUCCAAUAGACAAGUCAUCAAUGAGGAUACCAGUCUAUGAUGCAUUUGUCUGCUAUACAUCGGAAGAUUGGCCCUUUGUUGAGGUGCUGGUCAACAAAUUGGAAUCUUUGGGUCUACGUCUAUUCUUGCCCAAGAGAGAUCUAAAAGCAGGCGUCCUUCAGUACUCUACAUUUUAUGAACUCAUGGAGAAAUGGUGCAAUAAAACCAUAAUUGUGUUUUCACCCGACUUCCUCCGGUCACAAGAGUGUCGUGUGCAGCAAAGGUUCAUCGAAAGCAUAAACAUUGAGCAAGCGCAGCAGAAGCUGAUACCAGUCAUCAUCAAGCAGUGUGCAUUGGAGGGCACGAUCCGAAUGAUUUCCAAGAUCAACCUCUGCGAUGACACUUCUAAGCUAGCCGAGUGGGGCUGGAAGAAACUGAUCGAGUCAGUCCGGUGCCAGGGAAACUCGCUGUUCGUCAGUGCACCACACUCUUGCAUCUUGCCUGCUGCCCCAGCAUCGCUCGCGAUCCCUACUUCUCUCGUCGUGAGCACCAUGCCCGCACCCAGGAAGCUGGCGACAGCUGUGCACACGAGGACACAUCCGAAAGACACGCAGGACGUCAUAGCUGCUACAAGUUCAACGAAAAGCAAGCUUGGGUGGCUAAGAUUCUUUGGCAGGAAAAAGGCGAGCAGUGUGUCUAGUGAUUCGAGUGGUUUCCAGAGCAUGGCUUCACCAGAGUGACUUAGCGGUGAUGUUGCUACGAUUUGCCAAUGGAUGUGUGGGGCCACAUUAGCAGGACGAAAAAGAUGGACACAUCUUUUAUGCUGCAAGACUGUGCUUUAAUACAGCUGACUCUGUGUGGUGGAGUGGCUGGCAUGUUGGCCAGUUGCUCUUGCCUCAUGUGCAUCCUGGAAUAAAAUGUGAUGGUGGUCAGCUCACUGCCAACCUCAA
Molecule: messenger RNA, 1672 nt
Organism: Dermacentor andersoni
Lineage: Eukaryota; Metazoa; Arthropoda; Arachnida; Ixodida; Ixodidae
Gene: Myd88
Product: myeloid differentiation primary response protein MyD88
Biological process (GO): positive regulation of canonical NF-kappaB signal transduction; MyD88-dependent toll-like receptor signaling pathway; Toll signaling pathway
Cellular component (GO): plasma membrane
Molecular function (GO): TIR domain binding; Toll-like receptor binding
Source: RefSeq, a predicted model, not a curated record